Penicillium salamii is the source of this 1140-nucleotide messenger RNA. The record is from the annotation of a GenBank genome assembly. Lineage: Eukaryota; Fungi; Ascomycota; Eurotiomycetes; Eurotiales; Aspergillaceae.
AUGCGUCUCUUCGCUUUCGGCUCAAACGGAUCAGGCCAACUAGGAAUCGGCCAUCAAGAAGAUGUCUCCAACCCCACACAAUGUCUCUUCACAACAGACCCAGAGUCCAAAAACACGACUCAAGAUAUAAACGAGGAGAUCACCACAAUCGCAGCAGGUGGAAACCACACACUCCUCCUCACCAAGACAGGCACCGUCUACGCAGCCGGAGCCAAUACAGACGGACGGUGCGGAACCUCAACAAGUCCAGAAAACGUCUUUAACCGCGUAUCCAUCACCACCGCCUCAGGCAAAGUGGAUACAUUCUCCCACGUCUCCGCAACAUGGGAAGGAUCUAUCUUCGUCUCAUCCGAAGCAACGGACGAUAAAGUCUACGUGCUCGGGACUAACACGAAAGGCGAACUAGGCGUGGCGGAGCCGCUGGUUUCGAGCGCGCUGUGCGUUCCUGAUUUCCCACCGCGUGGUACGCGUGUCGCUGCAUUGGCGAGUGGGAUGGCGCAUUCGGUGACUGUGCUUUCGAAUGGGGAUGUGUGGGGGUGGGGCGGGGCGAGGAAGGGGCAGCUUGGGAGUGAGAAUGUGGUUAGGAUAGCGGGGCCUGUGCGGAUUCAGGUCCCGUUCUUUGCGGAGGAGGUUGUUUGUGGGAGGGAGUUUUCUGUUGUUUCUGGUCGGGGGCAGUUUGUUGUUCUUGGUGAUCCGGGGAAUCGAUGGGGUGUUUUGAAUGUUCCCAAGUGCUUUGUUUCUGGUGAGGGUGGGUCGAGGGGGUUGAUUCGGUAUCCUUAUGAGGGGAUUCGGGCUAGUUGGCAUGGCAUCUAUGUGCAUGCUGCUGGGCUGGAAAGUGAUGCUGAGGGUGAAGUUGGGUCGCUUAUUGCUUGGGGUCGGAAUGAUCGCGGUCAGAUUCCACCUCGGACGCUUCCAACGCCUGCUGUGCUCGCUGUUGGCAGUGAGCAUGUUGUUGCUCUUUUGAAGAAUGGCGAAGUGGUUGCUUGCGGAUGGGGCGAGCAUGGGAAUUGUGGUGAGGAUUUGGAUGCUCUGCGCAAUGUAGCAGAUAGGGUGAACCUCAUCUCGCUCCCUGAGACUUUGGAAGGAAAGGUUGUCGGGGUCGGUGCGGGAUGCGCUACCAGCUGGAUGGUCGUGGAAUGA